This is a messenger RNA of Glycine soja, 1959 nucleotides long. RefSeq names its product cytochrome P450 85A. Gene Ontology annotation, molecular function: heme binding; iron ion binding; monooxygenase activity. The transcript is spliced from 9 exons. NCBI's taxonomy places the organism in Eukaryota, Viridiplantae, Streptophyta, Magnoliopsida, Fabales, Fabaceae. Gene Ontology annotation, biological process: sterol metabolic process. Bases 438 to 1832 code for a protein of 464 amino acids. The record is from RefSeq and is a predicted model, not a curated record.
ACAUCCUUCCAACCGACCCUUCAUUUCUUCUCUUCCUUCUAUAAAGGCAACAAAGGUCUCUUGCUUAAAAUCUGAAUUUUUUUUAGACACAAAUCAUUGUAGACUGCUAAUGUCUGUUUGAGUUGAGUUGUGCACUCCCCUGAAAAUCCUUUUCAAAAGGCAACUUCUUUUUUCCACUCCUAUAAUCUCCAAUUCAUUUUCUUUUUUCUUUUGGGGGGGCUUCACUUUUUAAUUUUUUAAUCUUCAAGGCCUACAAUAGGGGAUGCCACUAGCCUUAUAGAGUGGCGGUUUUUGUCUAUCUAGCUAUUCUUGUUAUGUGCAAAUGGUAGUAGCUCAAGGUUCUAUAUAUAUGUGUAUAUGUGUGUUCACUUGUUGUGAAUUCAACAACUGAAGCAGGGUGUUACUACUGUCUUGAAGUCUGUUUUUUGGGAGCACCAAUGGCUUUAUUCAUGGCAGUUCUUGGUGUUGUUGCCUUGGUGCUCUGUUUUUGCUCUGCUCUCUUGAAGUGGAAUGAAUUGAGGUAUAGGAGGAAAGGUUUGCCUCAAGGCACAAUGGGGUGGCCUGUUUUUGGGGAGACAACUGAGUUUCUUAAGCAAGGUCCAAGCUUCAUGAAGAACAAGAGGGCAAGGUAUGGCAGUUUUUUCAAAUCCCACAUCCUGGGGUGUCCUACCAUUGUAUCCAUGGAUCCAGAGCUUAAUAGGUACAUACUCAUGAAUGAAGCAAAAGGGCUUGUUCCAGGGUACCCACAAUCCAUGUUAGAUAUCUUAGGCACACGCAAUAUUGCAGCUGUUCAUGGCUCCACUCACAAGUACAUGAGAGGAGCACUUCUUUCAAUCAUUAGCCCCACCUUGAUCAGAGACCAGCUUUUACCAAAAAUUGAUGAGUUCAUGAGAACCCACUUGAGUGAUUGGGAUAACAAAGUCAUUAACAUCCAAGAGAAAACUAAAGAGAUGGCAUUUCUCUCUUCCCUGAAGCAGAUUUCUGGUAUGGAAUCCAGCUCAAUAUCCCAACCCUUCAUGACAGAGUUCUUUAAACUUGUUUUAGGAACUCUAUCUUUGCCUAUUAACCUUCCUGGCACAAAUUAUCGCCGUGGAUUGCAGGCAAGAAAGAGUAUUGUCAGCAUUCUUAGUCAGCUGCUAGAGGAAAGGAAAACAUCUCAAAAGGGCCACGUGGACAUGCUUGGUUGCUUGAUGAAUAAAGAUGAAAAUCGAUACAAACUAACUGAUGAGGAAAUCAUUGAUCUAAUUAUUACAAUUAUGUAUUCUGGUUAUGAAACUGUUUCAACCACAUCAAUGAUGGCAGUGAAGUACCUCCAUGAUCAUCCCAAAGUUCUUGAAGAAAUCAGAAAAGAGCAUUUUGCCAUUAGGGAAAGGAAAAAUCCCGAGGAUCCAAUUGAUUGUAAUGAUCUCAAGUCAAUGAGGUUUACUCGUGCGGUGAUUUUUGAGACCUCCAGAUUAGCUACGAUAGUUAAUGGGGUUCUAAGAAAAACAACUCAUGACAUGGAACUAAACGGCUAUUUGAUUCCUAAAGGGUGGAGGAUAUAUGUAUAUACGAGAGAGAUCAAUUAUGAUCCAUUUCUGUAUCAUGAUCCACUAACAUUCAAUCCAUGGAGAUGGCUGGGUAACAGUCUAGAGUCACAAAGCCACUUCUUGAUAUUUGGAGGAGGGACCAGACAAUGUCCAGGGAAGGAGUUGGGGAUAGCAGAAAUUUCCACUUUCUUACACUACUUUGUAACCAGAUACAGGUGGGAAGAAAUAGGAGGAGAUAAACUGAUGAAAUUUCCUAGAGUUGUGGCACCAAAUGGACUGCACAUAAGGGUCUCGUCUAACUAACUAGGCUUUGUGCAUGUACAGUAAUGAGAUAUGAGAUAUAGGAAUAGUAGGGGGUUUUAUUUUUUGUAUGAUAAUAUGUUCUAACAAAGUAGAAAAGUCAAUGAAAUUAGCUUCUUUCUUCUCCUCA